AUGGCCGGAUUCAUAGUUACACAGGCGGGCCACGAGCAGACAGUCGUGCAACUCGGCGCUCUCCCGAAGACACAAUGUCGAAAUGGAGGCCAGCGACCUGGGGCAUGGGGCUCUGCCGCCGCCGCCACUCCCAUCACCGCUGUCCGCAGCGCCGACCAGCUCCGCCAAGGCAGGAUCUUUGAGGGGUCCUUCCACUCGGCGCCGAGCGAGCAGAUGGUCAACGCAUUCCUAGGACUAGCGCACAUGAGUACGGCAAACUGGUUCAUGUUCAACCCAUGGACCGGCAUGACGAUAUGGGAUGCCGACAGGCGUCAGGCGGCGCAUGUCGAGAAGUCGCUUGCCGUGCGGGAGCUCGUGCGCCUCUCCCUGCGCGUGCAGUCCACGGGCGUCGUCGCGGAGCUUCAUCUCGACACGGCACUGGUUGCUCCGAGCGGCAGCGGAGCUGAUCACGAGCGACGAAUUCGCCGGGGAUGCCAGGCAACAGAUGGGCGCGCAGAUAAUUGGCGUGGCGUCCUUGAGCACUUGAGCACUGGAUAG
Emiliania huxleyi CCMP1516 is the source of this 537-nucleotide messenger RNA. RefSeq lists its product as hypothetical. Bases 1 to 537 code for a protein of 178 amino acids. The transcript is spliced from 3 exons. Lineage: Eukaryota; Haptophyta; Isochrysidales; Noelaerhabdaceae. The record is from RefSeq and is a predicted model, not a curated record.